AUGGUGCGCAUGCUCAGCCUCGUUCUCGCUGCCCUUGUCAGCUACGGCUCUGCUUUCCCGGCCAAAGGCCCAGUCCCCGAUGUUGUGACCACAAUUACCAUCACUGUCGGCGGCACGGUCACGACCGAGACGAUUACUUCGGACCCGCCCACCCGGGCGAUCGAGACGUCGGUGGUGCCCACGACCACCACGAGCGGCGGCGCCGUCACGACUAUCAUCUUUGGGUCGGGCAGCAGCGGCCUCGUGUCUACCGCUACUUUCGAUCCUAGCAGCAGUUUCCUCACUGGCGGCAUCAGCACGGUCACCUUCGAUCCGAGCACUGCGUUCCCCUCGGGAUCCGUGACCACCAUCACUUUCGACCCCAGCACAGCGUUCCCGAGUGGUACCGUUACCACGGUUACCUUCGACCCGAGCGCGGCGUUCCCCAGUGGUACGGUCAGCUCGAGCUUCACCACCGUCACUGGUGGAUCUGAGGCCUCCGGGUCGAUCUCGUCCAGCUUCACUACCGUCACUGGCACGGCCGUGAGCUCGAGCUUCACUACCGUCACGGGAGUCGCGAGCAGCGCGUCUACUACCGCUGCACCGGGUACCACGACUGCUUGA
Messenger RNA from Dichomitus squalens LYAD-421 SS1, 603 nucleotides. RefSeq lists its product as uncharacterized. The record is from RefSeq and is a predicted model, not a curated record. Bases 1 to 603 code for a protein of 200 amino acids. The transcript is spliced from 2 exons. Lineage: Eukaryota; Fungi; Basidiomycota; Agaricomycetes; Polyporales; Polyporaceae.